UAAAUUUCCAACAAUCCGAUGAAAAAGACUAUAAAACCCGUUUCAUUGCUAAGCAUCGAUUAUCAUUUGAGGUUGAAAUUUCGGAUUCUCCGGUGCUUCCCUGCAGAGCGAUGCAAUCGGUUUUCGGAGUAUUCAUUAUUGUGAUAAUACUGCAUAUUAUUUCAGCCCAUCGUCAGCGGACUUACGAUGCGCUCGAGAAACUUAAAGAGGCUCAGAAUGAAUUCAACGAUUUCCGUGAAUACGUGAACUUCGAAGUAACGAAUGCUAAACACAACUCGACGGAGACUUUGGUUAGAUUCUACUCAACUGUCCUGCAAUUCAAAGAACUUUAUCUUCAGCACGCUAUUUGGAAAGAGGAAGAGACACUGUACCAGAUCCAGAGCCAAACGCUAUAUCCGUCCACCAAUCUUGAUUACACGUGCCUUGACUUUACCCGCGUUCUUGUUGAGGACAAUAUGAACGUGGCAGGUGUCCAGUUCACUCAUUGUAUUCUGGAUGUUGACGAGCAGAUUAAAGCCGAAUUGACUCGUGUUCUUGGCGAGAUGAGACAUGACAGCGAAGUGGCCAUGAUGAAUGCUUUAGGCUCGUUGAACCAGACAAACAUAAUCGCUAACCCCGACCAAGUUAUCGAAAAUAUACAGAGCCAGCUGAAUGCUUUGAAGAGACUCCCGAACGAGAUAACAUCUGAACUUACCGUUACCAUUCAGGAUUUUGGCGCAAAUCUGGGCAUUAUCGGUAACGCCUACCGCGCGUGCCUAGUUCAAAAUGAUAACAUUCUAAAAGCAUCCUUUGAUAACAUCCAUACCCAAUUGGUUCGUGUUUGCCGGGGAAGACUUAUUCAGGCUCAAUAAAUCAAUAU
Toxorhynchites rutilus septentrionalis is the source of this 859-nucleotide messenger RNA. RefSeq lists its product as uncharacterized. The transcript is spliced from 2 exons. The record is from RefSeq and is a predicted model, not a curated record. The coding region runs from base 111 to 851 and encodes 246 amino acids. Lineage: Eukaryota; Metazoa; Arthropoda; Insecta; Diptera; Culicidae.